AUGACUAGUAAAAAGAAGUUAGUCACAGCUCUUACAAGGCCUGUUGUAUUUACUGACUUCACUAGUGGACUCUGCCGAUUUUCAGCCACAGAAUGCCCAUUCGGGGCCAAAUGCAAAUUCAAUCAUGCCAACCCUGCCCAUUCAUCUCCACGGCAAGCUCGAGGCUUGAGAUUGGAGCCCCUGUCUACAUCGGAAGCCGAAUUGCGCGCUUGGCGACUCAGUAUUUCGGAUAAUCAUACCAUACCUCCAACCGUGGCAAAGCUUUCCAAGAUGUUCCAGCAAGCCUUGAAACUGAUUGGAUACGAUGCUGGGGUCAAGCAAGAGGUCAUCAGACAUUUUGUGACGGAGGCAGGCUUGCAACGCAUCCGACAGGCCGUGGAUCAGGAGUACUCACAUGGCGCCACUCGACCACCAGUGAAUACCGUCUUUGGCGACCAGAUACUUCCCUUCUUCAUGACAAUCACGCGACCAGAAAUCAUAGAGUCAGCGCUUCUGGAGCAGCAUGUGGGAACACUCUUCACAUAUAUCUACGGAAUCAACGGCCGACGAACUGCGAAACUUUACGGCCUUGUGCUUGAAGCGCUAGAAAGCUUUAUGAAGAGCCCAGAAGGCCAGCCUAUUGACAUUGAGACCUCAUUCACCGUAGCACUCAGCGUCUUAGCCAAGAUUGUUGAUGUGAAUACCCCGGCUCAAGUCAAUGAUGCACUACACCUCAUCAUUAAGAGUUUCGAAGAUCUCAUAAGUAAUCAUAUCAAGGAAACGAAACAAACGGAUCUCUUCGAUGCAGCAGCGCUACUUGGUCGUAUACAGCAUUGCCUUGGACUUGGGUCAAAUCUACCUGCCGCCACAGUGACCCAACGAUUGCAAAUCAAAAAAGCCACAUUCGUGAUGAAGAGAUCCGGUCCUGGUGGUCGACACAGCAAUGAUUUCAAGGACAUGACUCAGAUCAACAUAAUGCCUACGUAUGAUGAGAUCAUGAGUGCUCGGGCAGAGUAUCUUCCUCUUGUAGAUCUUGCACAAAACCACCAGCAAGGCUUGGAUGGCCUUCUCGACCGACACUUCCGGCUCCUCCGAGAGGACACUGUUGGCCAGCUCAGAGAUGCCGUAAAGGUUGGCCUAGAGGGGCUUCAGCAAGGUCGUCCGGCUAAUGGUCAUUCAAGAAAUGGAGCGCGAACGUACACAUAUCAGAAUGUGCAAGUCAACGCACUACUCCCAGAUGACCGGGCAGGCUUCAAGUUUGAGGUCUCUUUUGAUCAGCCAGCCCGCUCUACUAGCUCGAAGAUUCAAAACUCCUCGGCCAAGAGGAAAGAAUGGUGGUUACAGUCAAAGCGACUGGAACCAGAUGCACUUGUCUGCCUCUUUGAUUCGCAGGAAAACAUUCUCUUUUGUACCGUCGGCCAGCUGAGCAAACAACAUGGUGGGAAAAAGGGCCCCAAACUACGCAGUGACAAGCAAAAAGACAAGAUAGCCGAGGAAAAUUUCAAGAAACUUUACGGCUCUCCUCAAAGAGCUGCAGUCUCUCUCAUCUUAGAGGACGCGACGAAUGAAAACAUCGGGAAGCUUAUCGACCUAAGCAAGCGACCGUCUAAGCAGUCACGAGUUUGCCUUGUGGAAUUUCCUGGCGUAUUGCUUCCGGCUUUCAAACCCACCCUACUUGCUUUGCAACAAAUGAAGAAGAGUGGCAAUAUUGCUCUCAUCCAGCUCCUCGUACCCGUAGCGAGAGGAAACGACGAGACAGUAGCGACUGUUCCGCCUCCCGCUUACGCCUCGAAAACCAGCUUUCGUUUCAACCUGUCAUGUCUGAUGAGAACCAAAGCAGAUCUUUUCUUCACAGUCAAUCGACCUUUUGAUAUCAAGGUCCUCCAAGAUGGCUCGCAGCUUGACGAUGCACAGGCUACGGCGCUUAUUGAUGCACUAUCCAGGAGUCUUGCUCUCAUUCAGGGUCCACCUGGAACUGGAAAGUCCUUUGUUGGAGUGGCAUUGAUCAAAGUCUUGCUGGCCAACAAGAGGCAUGCAACAAGACUGCCUGCCGGCGCUGGUAUUGGGCCAAUCAUUGUUGUCUGCUACACUAACCAUGCCUUGGACCAGCUACUCGAACAUCUCCAUAAUGCUGGUAUUGAGCAGAUCAUUCGAAUGGGUGGACAGUCCAAAUCAGAGAUCCUGGAGGAGUGUCUUCUGCGAAAUGUUGUCAAGAAAGACUCUAGGACGAAGCAUGAGAAUUACUCCCUCGCUAUGCUACACAAAGAACAGGAAGACAAUGACCGGAAGGAGUUCAGUGUGUUGGAACAGAUCAAUCGUGCUGACUCGCCCACCGCUUUGAAGGACUUCCUGAAGCUCCGCUGGCCUCAACAUCAUGCCGAGCUCUUCGGUCGGCCUGACGAUGAGUGGCAGACGGUGAGAUCCAAGGAUUCCCAAAAGACUAUCCGCGAUUGGCUCUCUGGUGGACCCUCCGGUGGCAACACAAAACGAGGGGUCAAAGUUCUCCAUAACACUCGCCUCGCCGUCAUGUCAAAGCAAGAGCGCUACAGUUUGUUUCACGCCUGGGAAACCAGCCUCCGCAAAGAACUUCACCAACGACUUUCAAAGGCAGUCAGUGCGCAUAGAUCGAUCAAAGAACGGUUUGAAGCUAUCACUGAGGAGUCCAACUUGCGCUGCCUUCGUACCGCCAACGUGAUCGGUCUGACAACUUCUGGCCUGGCAAAGAACUUAGGCAUGCUUCGCAAGCUGAACCCGCGAAUUUUGGUUUGUGAGGAAGCUGGGGAAGUUUUAGAAGCCCAUUUGCUUACGACAUUUUUACCAUCUAUUCAGCAUGCUAUCUUGAUAGGAGAUCACCAGCAACUCCGCCCACAAAUCCAAAAUCACGACUUGUCCUCAGCCAACCAACGUGGAAAACAGUACUCUCUUGAUAUAUCCCUUUUCGAGAGACUUGUUGAACCAUCUUCGGGUAUACAACCUCUUCCAUACAAUACCUUGGAGACACAGCGUCGAAUGCACCCUUCAAUUUCACGUCUAAUCCGCGCGACACUCUAUCCAGCGCUCAAGGAUGCCAGUACUGUGGAAAGUUAUCCGGAAGUGAUCGGAAUGAAAAAGCGCCUCUUCUGGCUCGACCACAUGGAACUAGAAGCCCCUAGACAAUCCGAAUUCGAUACGACAUCGCACUGGAACCCCUUCGAGGUGGAGAUGACGGCGGCUUUAGUUUCACACCUUGUGAGCCAAGGAUCGUAUCAACCGGAUGAAAUAGCUGUUCUCACUCCGUAUUUGGGCCAACUGCAGCAUCUCCGUGCUGCCUUGAGCAAAGUCGUUGCCAUAGUUUUAGGCGAACGCGAUUUGGAAGAUCUCGAGACCGCCGGGAUUGAAACGUUGGACGCUGUCAAGCCACCGAUGGCUGCGCCGCAGGCCAUCAACAAGACAACUCUACUGAAGGCUUUGAGGAUAGCAACAAUCGACAAUUUUCAAGGCGAAGAGGCCAAGGUCAUCGUAAUCAGUCUUGUCCGAAGCAAUCCGCAAAACAAGUGCGGCUUCCUUAACGCCUCAAACAGGAUCAACGUUACGCUCAGCCGCGCGCAACAUGGCAUGUACAUUGUAGGCAAUUCCCGCACCGCCAGCUUUGGUGUCCAAAUGUGGGCAGACGUUGUGGCCAUGCUCACAGCCGACGGCAACAUUGGCACAAGCCUUGACCUGCAAUGCCCACGUCACCCCGAAACUCCAAUAUCUGUGACGGUGGCGGACGAUUUCUCAAAGGUCUCGCCUGAAGGCGGUUGCAGCCUGAAGUGCGUCGAUCAACUCGAUUGCGGACACGCGUGCCCUGCCAAAUGCCAUGCACAAGUCCUCCAUAAAGCUGUCCACUGUUUGAAACCAUGUCCACGUCCAUUGAAAGGCUGCGAUCACCCAUGUCCGGGCUAUUGUGGCGAUGCUUGCCCAAUAAAGUGUCAAGUGAUGGUGCGGGAUGCGAGUCGCAUUCUGCCAUGUGGUCACCAAAUCGAGACUCUCCCGUGUUGGCAAUCACAGGAUCUGAACUUGGUGAAUUGCAUGGUUCAGAUGCAACGAACAGUCCCCGGAUGCGAGCAUGUAGUCACGAUGCCCUGCUAUGUGGAUGAGUCUAGCGACCAGUACGCUUGCAAUGUCCCAUGUGGCGCUCAUCUGCCCUGUGGACAUUCUUGCAGGAACACAUGCAAGGCAUGCACCGCUCGCAGUCUCGAUGGCACUGCUACAGUCUUCGAUACUAGACAUGUAGCUUGCAAGCAGGUGUGUGACCGAUCCUACACCAAUUGCGCCCACAGCUGCCGCGGAGCUUGUCAUGGCAUCGAGCCUUGCGCUCCAUGUACCGCGCCUUGCGAAAAUUCAUGUUCGCACUCCAGAUGCGGGAAGUUAUGCUCAGAACCAUGUCGGCCAUGUGCUGAAGAGCGCUGCGCUUCGGGAUGUCCCCAUUCAAAAUGUAGCAUGCCGUGCUCGGCACCUUGCAAUCACAUCCCAUGCGACAAGCGUUGUAGCGAAGUGCUGUUGUGUGGCCAUCAAUGUCCAUCCAUAUGCGGAGAGCCAUGUCCAUUACCUAAAUAUUGCCAAACCUGCGCAGAAGAUGACAUCAAGGGGGUAAUGGUCGACUUCAUCGAAGGCUUGACAUAUGCAGAAACUGAUCUUGAUCAAACUCCAUGCAUAUUUCCACCUUGCGGGCACUUUCUCAACGUAGACAGCUCGGACGGUUUAAUGUCCAUGGGUGAUUACUAUGCCAUGAAUGCCGAAGGGAGAAUCACCAGCCUCAAAUCAGCCGCCUCGGUGCCAUUUUCUAUCAAGGAGGUGAAGCGCUGUCCUACCUGUCGCGGGUCCUUGCGAAGCAUCACUCGCUAUGGACGCCUCAUUCGCAGGGCUAUGAUCGACGAAGCCACAAAGCGAUUUAUUGUCUGGGCACAGUCACAGUACAUUCCCCUUGUCCAGAGACUUCACCUGGAACAGGAUGCUCUCGCCAAAAUGGACUCUAAAUUACCGGCAGUGAACUCUGUAGCCAACACUCUGGUCCUCAAAGGCAGUUCAGAGGAACAGAUGCAAGUCCUUCGAAAGGAAUCUUGCACUCGAUACAAGUCCUUCUUACGGUUACGCGCGGACGUCUAUACCUACCGACACAAUGUUGACGUGGAAGAACAGCCAUUCAAGCGCGUCCUCAUGCUGGUCCAAAAUGCUCGCCGCCGUCAAGGCACGAAAGGCGAAUGCGAUUCCGACGACAGCUUAGUGCAAACUAGAGCUAGCCUGCUAGCUUUGACAUUGCUGCUGCGUUGCGAGCUUGUCAUCAUGGCUGAUUUCAUUCGCUGCCGUCUUUCACAUGCCGGAUUCCAGAAGGGAGAUAUCAACGUUGACUUCUCUAAAAACAGGGAGUUGUGCCAGAAAUUGGUCGUAGAAUCGGCCAAUUCUUCGAAUCGUCUCCAAGAAGCGGAGGGCCACAUCUUCUUUGCCCACUAUGCCGCGCUGGAACGCCAAUGUAUAUCGUCCCAAGGUGGCACGCAGCUACUGGCAGAAGGACAGUCACACAUCGAAUCGGCCAAGAAGUUGAAGGAUCUGCACAGGACGCAGACAAUCGCUGUGCACGACGAAAUUGAAGCGGUAGCGCGCAUGCUGCGCGAUGGCACCUUCUACGAGCCGGUGACGAAUGCGGAGAUGCGGGCCGUUCUUGCGGCUAUGGCGACGGAGUUUUCAGGAACAGGCCACUGGUACUACUGUUCCAAUAACCACCCGUUCACGAUCGGAGAGUGCGGUAUGCCGAUGGAAGAGGCUCGAUGUCCACAAUGCGGAGCACAGAUAGGAGGACGGGGCCACGUAGCUGUGGAAGGCGUAACACAUGCGACUGAUCUCGAGCAGCAGUUUGGGCGUUUGGCUGUGUAGAGUUUGGAUUACGAGUUUAUGCUACAUCAAGGCUUCAUUUAUACCAUGUGGCCGGAAGAUUGUGAUGUUACCAUUCGAUCGCAAGGCCAAGGUCUAGUAUGAGCGAUCGCUGGGAGUAGGCCGGAUUAGCAAACACCAUUCUGGCACCGCUCUAGUACGCUCAAUACGAAAAGCGAAAGCGCCAUCAGAGUUCCUGU
Mytilinidion resinicola is the source of this 6068-nucleotide messenger RNA. RefSeq lists its product as uncharacterized. The transcript has 3 exons. The coding region runs from base 1 to 5871 and encodes 1956 amino acids. The record is from RefSeq and is a predicted model, not a curated record. Lineage: Eukaryota; Fungi; Ascomycota; Dothideomycetes; Mytilinidiales; Mytilinidiaceae. Gene Ontology annotation, biological process: regulatory ncRNA-mediated heterochromatin formation. Gene Ontology annotation, cellular component: nuclear RNA-directed RNA polymerase complex. Gene Ontology annotation, molecular function: helicase activity; metal ion binding.